Molecule: messenger RNA, 1659 nt
Organism: Penicillium canariense
Lineage: Eukaryota; Fungi; Ascomycota; Eurotiomycetes; Eurotiales; Aspergillaceae
Product: sugar porter family MFS transporter
Exons: 3
Coding region: 1-1659 (552 amino acids)
Biological process (GO): carbohydrate transport; transmembrane transport
Cellular component (GO): membrane
Molecular function (GO): carbohydrate:proton symporter activity
Source: RefSeq, a predicted model, not a curated record
AUGGCAGACGCGGCAGAUAAGGCUGUUCUCGGUAAGGCAAUAUCACCUGAUGGAGAUGGUCCGUUGGAGGGCUUCACACAUCAUGCCGAGGACAUCACUGCGGACCGGGAGCCGUAUGGCCCGCCAGGGCUGCGCGGCCUGGUCAGUAACCCGUUCGUGCUGAUGUGCGCGGCCUGCUCGGCGCUCGGUGGCUUGGUCUUUGGUUAUGAUCAGGGAGUCGUCUCCGUCAUCCUCGUUAUGGACCAGUUCUUGGAGGAGUUCCCGCGGGUCGGGGGCUCUGGCGCUGGGUUCUGGAAGGGACUGCUAACGGCGAUGAUCGAGUUGGGCGCCCUGCUGGGCGCGCUGAAUCAGGGCUGGAUCGCCGACAAGAUCUCCCGGCGGUACUCGAUUCUGGUGGCUGUGGUGAUCUUCACCAUUGGCUCCAUCCUCCAGACCGCCGCGGUCGAGUAUUCCAUGUUGACGGUAGCGCGGUUGAUUGGAGGUGUAGGCAUUGGCAUGUUGUCCAUGGUGGCACCGCUGUACAUUUCCGAGAUCAGUCCCCCGGAAUGUCGUGGAACCUUGCUUGUUCUCGAGGAGUGGUGUAUCGUGCUUGGCAUCGUGAUUGCCUACUGGAUCACGUUCGGCACGCGGUACAUGGCCGGCGAAUGGUCCUGGCGUCUGCCCUUCCUCCUGCAGAUGAUCCCCGGGUUUAUCCUCGCUGCUGGUGUCAUUGUUCUUCCAUUUUCGCCCAGAUGGCUCGCCUCCAAGGGUCGCAAUGAGGAAGCACUCCAGAGUCUCUCCAAACUGCGCAAUCUGCCAGCCUCCGACAGGCGAGUACGCCAAGAGUACAUGGAUAUUCUAGUCGAGGUUCGUUUCCACCAAGAGACAAACGCCGAGAAGCAUCCGACGUUGCAAAGCGGGGGCACCAAAAACUCGAUCCUGCUAGAGCUGGCGUCAUGGGCCGAUGUCUUCAAGAAGGGGUGCUGGCGCCGAACUCAUAUUGGUAUUGGCAUCAUGUUCUUCCAGCAGUUCGUGGGAAUCAACGCCCUCAUCUAUUACUCACCAAGCUUAUUCCAGACUAUGGGCUUCGAUACCAACAUGCAGCUUGUCAUGUCUGGUGUUCUCAAUGUGCUGCAGCUGGUUGGUGUUACGACCAGUAUCUGGAUGAUGGAUACCCUGGGUCGCCGGAAGCUUCUACUGGGUGGUUCUGUCCUCAUGGCUGUUUCCCACAUCAUUAUCGCCAUCCUGGUGGGAAAGUUUGGCCCCAACUGGGAAGGACACCAGACACAGGGGUGGGUCAGCGCAGCCUUCUUGCUGUUCUACAUGGUUGCCUUCGGUGCCUCGUGGGGUCCAGUUCCUUGGGCAGUACCAUCGGAAAUCUUCCCCUCCUCCCUCCGCGCUAAGGGGGUCGCCAUCUCCACCUGUUCCAACUGGCUCAACAAUUUCAUUAUUGGUCUUAUCACCCCGCCUUUGGUCGAGAACACGGGAUAUGGUGCCUACAUAUUCUUCGCGGUCUUCUGUGUGCUCUCAGGUGUGUGGACCUUCUUCUUCAUGCCUGAGACUAUGGGUCGCUCGCUCGAGCAGAUGGAUCACGUCUUUAAGGACAACUCCAAUGCGCAUGAUCGGGAGCGCAGACGUACUAUCGAGGCGGAUGUAUUGGCGGAGCGCGAACAUGCAUGA